UUUUUUUUUUUUUUGCUUUUUCCCCCUUUUAUUUUGUCACUGUUCUUUAAUUUGCCUUAAAAAAUUCAAACUUUUUAAGGUUUGGUUCGUCUGCCAAAUUGAAAGUUAACCAAAUUUGACUUAAAUUUCUCUGCUUUACAGAAAAAAAAAAAAAUCAAAUCUUUGGCUAAUUUUGAGAGGUAAAUGGAGUCGAAUCGAGAAGGCAAAGCGAUACGAGAGAUUGACGAAAAUGUUGACCAAGUAGUAACAAUGACCAAUCUGUUUGACCCGGAUCCGAAAACUAACCCGGGUUUACUCAUGAAGAAAGAACAAGUCGGGUUUUUGCAGCCGUCGGCGAUGAUGACGAUGUCUAACUCGCUCGAACCGGCUCCGAAGAAGAAGAGGUUACCGACUAAAGACCGUCACACGAAAGUAGAAGGACGAGGUCGGAGGAUCCGAAUGCCUGCGGGUUGCGCUGCUCGGGUCUUUCAGUUGACCCGUGAGCUCGGUCACAAAUCAGAAGGUGAAACCAUACGGUGGUUAUUGGAACGAGCUGAACCGGCGAUAAUUGAAGCUACCGGAACCGGUACUGUACCGGCUAUUGCUGUUUCGGUUAACGGGACUUUAAAAAUUCCUACGACCUCUCCAAAUGACUGCGGCGGUGACGGUGACCUAACGAAACGGAGGAAGAGGAACUGUACGAGCAACUUCGUCGACGUUAACGAACACGACAGCUGUUAUAGCUCCGUUACUUCUGGUUUAGCUCCGAUCACGGUGUCAAAUUACGGUGUUAAUAUCAUGAACGUUAAUACGCAGGGUUUAGUGCCGUUUUGGCCUAUGGGUAUGGGUAUGGGUAUAGGUAUGGGUACUGCAUUUGUUACUGGUGAUCCGAAUCAAAUGGGCCAAAUGUGGGCUAUACCUACCGUUGCUACAGCACCGUUUCUGAACCUUGGUACUACACCGGUGUCUAGCUACGUCUCAGAUGCUUCUCCCGCCGCUGAACCACAGAUGGAAACUAGCGGUGGCGAAGGUGGUGGGACGCAAUCGCUGAGGGAUUUUUCGUUGGAGAUUUAUGAUAAGAAAGAGCUUCAGUUUUUGGGUGGCUCAGGGAACUCGUCUCCAUCAUCGUCAUGUCACAACAAGACUUAGGGAAACUUAACUGUUAGUUCUUGUUUUUAUAUAGGUCAGUUUGAUCUCUGAUUUAGGAAAAAAGAUGUGUAAAAGAUUUGGGAAGAACAAUUCAAUCUUUAUAUUUCUAUCAAAACAUUUUGGUAAUGAAUGGUAUGAGACUGUCCUAUCAUA
Molecule: messenger RNA, 1281 nt
Organism: Camelina sativa (false flax)
Lineage: Eukaryota; Viridiplantae; Streptophyta; Magnoliopsida; Brassicales; Brassicaceae
Product: transcription factor TCP19-like
Cellular component (GO): nucleus
Molecular function (GO): DNA-binding transcription factor activity; sequence-specific DNA binding
Source: RefSeq, a predicted model, not a curated record